Hydractinia symbiolongicarpus is the source of this 1625-nucleotide messenger RNA. Its product is annotated as mitochondrial nicotinamide adenine dinucleotide transporter SLC25A51-like. The transcript has a single exon. The coding region runs from base 42 to 905 and encodes 287 amino acids. The record is from RefSeq and is a predicted model, not a curated record. NCBI's taxonomy places the organism in Eukaryota, Metazoa, Cnidaria, Hydrozoa, Anthoathecata, Hydractiniidae.
UACUUGACUGCCUUAUGUUUUUUUAGGAAAGCCUAAGGAGUAUGAGCAAGAAUGGCAUUAAAAUUGAAAAAGAGUGGCAUGAAUAUGUAGCUGGUGCUGGAGCAGCUGCUGUCAAUAUAUUGAUAACAUUUCCUGCAUACAAGUUAAUGAUAAGACAACAGGUGGAUGGUAUCACUGUUUUUACUGGAUUUCAGCAACUCAAAAGAGAAGGCUUGUGUAAAUUAUACAGAGGUGUUGGUCCUCCAUUACUGCAGAAAGGGGCCAGUCUAUCCAUCAUGUUUGGUAGUUAUCAUUCAUUGCGAAAAAAAAUUCUAGAGAAAUAUCCACAUGCUAAUACCACAACAGUAACAGUGGUUUCAGCCAUGUUAGCUGGUACACUAGAAUCUGUGUUGACUCCGUUAGAACGCAUUCAGACAUUGUUAGCUAUAUCUGAGCAUAAGAACUAUGUGCGUGUCCAAAAUACAGUGCAUGCAUUUUUAAAAAUUAAUAAGCAUCAUAACUUUAGAGAAUAUUAUCGUGGCUACACAGCUAUUUUACUGAGAAACGGCCCAAGUACGGCCUUAUUUUUCUUAUUUCGUGAACCAAUCAAAGCUUUUCUGCCAGAAGUCCACUCUAGUCUUCAGGAUUUUGUUGAGGAUUUUGUUAGCGGUGCUGUUCUUGGGGCCACAAUCAGUACGCUGGCUUACCCUCUGAAUGUUGUCAAAUCGAAUAUGCAAAAAAGACUUGGAGUUGAACAUAAAAGCAUUGUAUGUACUUUCAAAGAAAUCUAUAAUAUGCGAGGACAGAGCUUACGAAAGAUGUAUUUAGGUGUAAAUCUAAAUUUUUCACGCUCUCUGUUGUCGUGGGGAAUCAUUAAUGCUUCUUACGAAUAUUUUAUGAAAGUUUUGAAUAGUUUAGAAUGCUAGCAUAAAAUUAUUUAACGUAAAUGACUGUAUAAGUUCCCCCAAUCAAGAUUCCGCCUUUAAACAGAAAAAACCACAGUAAUAGUCAACAGUGUCAGAAACAGAGUUUGAUUAAUUGUUGCUUAAAAAUACUUUAAAGUGCAAAAAACCUUUCUUAAUUUUUUCCCCAGUUCUUGGCUUAGAAUGUAUAUGUAGAUACGUCUUCUCAAAAUUAAAGUCUCAAUCGACCACUUGGGGUGUCUUUCAGUCAUUUAUGAUAAAGUGUAAUUCCAUUUUAUAUUUUUGUAUAUAUUAAAAUACAGCUGAUAGUAAUUUUGAUAAUACUUUUAACUUAUAGCGAAUCAACAGAACAAUAAUAACAAACAAUAAUAAAAUUAGCAAUGCUAAAUAAAUAAUCUUCAAUAAAAUGGGGAACAAUUUCUUGCAUUUUGAACGCUUUAUGCAAAAAAAGUUGUAAAAUACAUAAUAUAAAAUUUCUCUUACUGUUUUCCAGGAUUUUGAAUGUUUUUGCUAUACUUUUUUUAAAAAAAAUUAUGCGAAACCUAAUUUCCGAUUGUUUAGCUUUGGCCUACUUUUUAAGAAGUAAAAUAAGUUCUGCAAUAAUUUUUCCCACCAAAAUUCUUUUUUAAGGUAUAUAUCUGCACUGCUGCAUUUAAAAUAUUUUUUAAAUAAGCAUCAAAUAAAAAAAUUUUGUCGAAAUUUAUCUUCAUUUAAAGAAUAUGC